UUAAUGGUAAAGAGAAAAAAAAUGGUAAAGUUAGGUUUAUGGUUUAUUUAUUUAUGCGUAAAAAUCAAAUUGAUACCUAGAUGAAAUGCAAUGACGAAAUUAUAUAAAAUAUUUUCAUUUAAAAAUACUUUCAUCAGAAUUUAGUGUCAAAGAAAAAGAAUUAAAAAUGGAAAAUUUCUGGAAACAGCAUUGUAAGUUGUGCCUCAGUGUUGUAAGAGAUGAACAUUUUGAACUGAUAGAAGACGUUACAAUAAAUAUGUUGGACGUUCUUCUACUGAAACUGAAUUAUGAUAACAAACAUAUAAUGUGUAAAGAUUGUUCACUAAAGACACUGGAGGCAUUUAAAUUUAAGUUGAUGUGCCUCUAUACCGAUACUACCAUAAUUCCUUAUGUUAAUGUUGAAACAGGAUUUUCAGUUGACUUAAGAGAGAUUUAUGCAAAAGAAAAAGAAAAUAAACAAUUAGAAAACUUGCAAUUAAACGACCUAUUACACGAACAUAAAGUUUGUAGGUUAUGUAUGCAGCUAAUAGAGGGUGAAUUUAUAUUGAUACAUGGAGUAGAAGCUGAUAUGAUAGAGAUAUAUAUUCCAGAAGUAAAACUCAAUAUUGUCAAAGAUCCUGUCAUGUGCAAGCAAUGUUUUGUAUCCCUUGGCACCCACAGCAAUUUUUUAAAGAACUGCUUGGAAGUACAGAAAAAAAUGAAGGAUGUUAAUAAUGAAGGAGUACCUGGCUAUGUGUUCUGGGGGCCAUCAUUAGAUUCCUGCAUUAAAACUGAAGCAGUCGUUAUAAAAUCUGAAGAAAGUGAACAAGAAAAAGAGUUGUUUAAAAUUGACUCUACUGCAAUAAAACUAGAAGAUAAAGAAAUAUCAAUUAAAACUGAGAUUAACGACAUAAAAUCAGAAGAUGAAGAUGGAGAUAAUAACUUGUCUCUGGACACUUCAUUCCAUGGAUUGGGUCAGGAGGACAUUUCUGCAACAAACGAAUACAACUGUGCUCCAGAAAUAAGUUUAAUAAAACCAAAUAAGGAAGCUGUGUAUAAAAAUCAAUUUGAAACACAGACGUCCAAGUGUGACAUUUGUGGACGUGCAUAUGAUAAAUGUGAUUGCGAAACUAAACUUGACGAGAAUAUAAGAAAACAUCAGGUUAUACUUGAAGACUCUUCAGAAUUGCAGUUGUACAAAUGUGCCAUGUGUGAAUAUCAGAGCAAAAACAAGAAGAAUUUUACACGCCACCAGUUAGUGCACAAGGAUUCCUCAGAAGUACGUUUGUACAACUGUGAUCUGUGUGAUUUUACAUCCAAAUACAAGAACACUCUUAACCGCCAUCAGUUGAAACACGCAAACCACUCAGAAGUGGAAAUGUACAAGUGUGAUUUAUGUGAUUUUACCACCAAAUAUAAGAACAAUCUGAAGCACCAUCGUUUGAUACACACGGAUCCCUCAACAGUGCAAACAUACAAGUGUAGUUUUUGUGAAUUUACAUCAAAAUUUAAGUACAAAGUAAAGAAUCAUCAGUUGAAACAUGCUGACCCUUCGCAAGUGCGAAUGUACACAUGUGAGUUGUGUGACUUUACAACCAAAUAUAAGAACACUCUUAAUCGCCAUCAGUUGAAACACGCAAACCACUCAGAAGUGGAAAUCUACAAGUGUGAUUUAUGUGAUUUUAACACUAAAUAUAAGAACAAUCUGAAGCACCACCGCUUGAUACACACAAAUCCCUCAAUAGUGCAAAUAUACAAGUGUGAUUUUUGUGAAUUUACAUCUAAAUUUAAUUACAAAGUAAAGAACCAUCAGUUAAAACAUACUGACUCUUCGCAAGUGCAAAUGUAUACUUAUGAUUUAUGUGACUUCACAACCAAAUACAAUAGGACUUUUAACCUUCACCAAUUAAAACAUUUGGACCCUUUGCAAAUACGAUUGUACACAUGUGAGUUGUGUGAUUUUAAGUCCAAGUAUAAAGACAGUCUUAGGACCCAUAAGAUAAAUCACAUGGACCCUUCAGAAGUUCAGUUGUACAAGUGUGAUUUGUGUGAUUUUGAGACUAAAUAUAAGAACAGUCUUAAGAACCACUACUUCAUACAUGCUGACCCCUUAAAAGUACCAGUGUACAAGUGUGAUUUGUGUGAUUUUACGACCAAAAUUAAUCAGAUUUAAGAUCCAUCAGUUGAAACAUGCCAGCCCUUCACAAGUGCAGAUGUAUAAGUGUGAUUUGUGUCAUUUUAUGACCAAGUACAAGAAAACUAUUAACCUUCAUAAGUUGAAACAUGCAGAUUCUUCACAGGUACAGAUGUACACGUGUGAUUUGUGUGAUUUUGAGACUAAGUAUAAAAAGAGUAUUAAGAUCCAUAAGGCAAAUCAUGCAGGCCCUUCAAAUAUACAAAUAUACAAACGUAGUUCGUGUGAUUUUAUGUCCAAAUUUAAAAACAAGCUUAAGUUUUACCAAUUAGAACACACAGAUCCUUCAAAAUAUAAUAUGUACAUGUGUGAUUCAUGUAAUUUUAUGACCAGUUUUAAAUGCAGACUAAAAUUCACCAGUUGAAACAUGCCAAUCCUUCAGAAGUUCCAAUGUAUGAGUAUAAUUUAUGCAAUUUUAAAUCAAAAUAUACAUAUAAUCUAAA
Messenger RNA from Anoplophora glabripennis (Asian longhorned beetle), 2616 nucleotides. Its product is annotated as zinc finger protein 708-like. Gene Ontology annotation, cellular component: nucleus; chromosome. Gene Ontology annotation, biological process: regulation of transcription by RNA polymerase II. Lineage: Eukaryota; Metazoa; Arthropoda; Insecta; Coleoptera; Cerambycidae. The record is from RefSeq and is a predicted model, not a curated record. Bases 167 to 2152 code for a protein of 661 amino acids. Gene Ontology annotation, molecular function: zinc ion binding; chromatin insulator sequence binding. The transcript is spliced from 4 exons.